This is a messenger RNA of Antrostomus carolinensis (chuck-will's-widow), 465 nucleotides long. RefSeq names its product early nodulin-75. The record is from RefSeq and is a predicted model, not a curated record. The transcript has a single exon. The coding region runs from base 1 to 465 and encodes 154 amino acids. NCBI's taxonomy places the organism in Eukaryota, Metazoa, Chordata, Aves, Caprimulgiformes, Caprimulgidae.
AUGAAUAACAGAAGAACAGUGAUUGACCAUCAUUUUAAAACCUGCAAACCACCCCCACAAAGAACCACCCCCAUGAAGAACCACCCCACAAAGAACCACCUCACAAAGAACCACCCCACAAAGAACCACCCCACAAAGGAACCACCCCACAAAGAACCAUACUCACAAAGAACCACCCCCACAAAGAACCACCUCACAAAGAACCACCUCACAAAGAACCAUCCUCACAAAGAACCACCUCACAAAGAACCACCCCCACAAAGAACCACCUCACAAAGAACCAUCCUCUCAAAGAACCACCUCACAAAGAAUGACCCCACAAAGAACCAUCCCACAAAGAACCACCCCACAAAGAACUACCCCCACAAAGAACCACCCCACAUAGAACCACCCCACAACGAACCACCUCACAAAGAACCACCCCACAAAGAACCACCCCACAAAGAACCACCUCACAAAGAAUGA